AUGGAAUGCUCAAUGAAUGUGACAAAACCAUGUUCAGUUGGCCAGACCCGAUGUGCUGAAACUGAUGAAUGUGUUCCUCUGACAUAUUUAUGCGAUGGUGACAGUGAUUGCGCUGAUGGUUCAGACGAAUCACAUGAUGUUUGUGCUCGACGCUCUUGUGCAAGUAAUGAAUGGAAAUGUCUUGCCAGCCAUCAAUGUAUAAAUAUCACAGCUGUCUGUAACGGGAAAUAUGAUUGUCUCGAUCAAUCGGACGAACGGCAGCAUUCACAUCACGGUGGAUCAUCUUGUGAACAUAACGAGUGUCUUAAUCGCACCAAUUGCGGUGAUAUGAAUUGCCAACAGACCCCAUCCGGGGCUCACUGUUACUGUGGACUUGGUUAUGAAAAAGAUGUCAACAAUAAAAGCUGCAUAGAUGUGGAUGAAUGCAAGUCAAAAGUCUGCGAUCACAUUUGCGUCAACUCGCAUGGCUCCUUCAAGUGUGCGUGUUACCAUGGUUACGAGUUAGUCCAUCACAUUUACUGUAAACCAGAUGGUACGUCAAUGUUCUGA
Xenia sp. Carnegie-2017 is the source of this 549-nucleotide messenger RNA. RefSeq names its product low-density lipoprotein receptor-related protein 1B-like. Lineage: Eukaryota; Metazoa; Cnidaria; Anthozoa; Malacalcyonacea; Xeniidae. The record is from RefSeq and is a predicted model, not a curated record. The transcript is spliced from 5 exons. Gene Ontology annotation, molecular function: calcium ion binding; protein binding. Bases 1 to 549 code for a protein of 182 amino acids.